Molecule: messenger RNA, 441 nt
Organism: Symbiodinium necroappetens
Lineage: Eukaryota; Dinophyceae; Suessiales; Symbiodiniaceae
Source: the annotation of a GenBank genome assembly
AUGUCGGCUGUGGAGGUUUCCUCGGCCCCAGGGCAAGGGGAAGGCAGCACCUGUGGCGAGGAGGAGUUCACUCCGCCCCCUCACCGAGACCGCAUCUUUGCUUUGAUCGUGAUCGGAACCUUCUGUGGCCAGCUGGGGCUCUCCAUCAUCGCCCCGUUUUUUCCGGCAGAGGCAAAGGAGAAGGGCGUCCAGGGCACUGCCUUGGGCUGGAUCUUCUCGAUCUUCGAGCUUGCCACAAUGGUCGGCACGCCCAUCACGACCCGGCUGCUGGUGAGAUCCGGGAGCAAGCCCAUCUUGGUUGCUGGGAAUUUCCUUGGUGGUAUGGCCAACAUUCUGAACGGCCUCUGCUGGUACGUGGGCGAUGGGGCUCCCUUCAUCGUGUGCUGCCUGCUGCUUCGUGUUGUCGCCGGCUUCGCUUUUUCCUUCGAGUCAACCGCAGGU